This is a messenger RNA of Cydia amplana, 3375 nucleotides long. RefSeq names its product band 4.1-like protein 4. Lineage: Eukaryota; Metazoa; Arthropoda; Insecta; Lepidoptera; Tortricidae. Gene Ontology annotation, cellular component: cytoskeleton. The record is from RefSeq and is a predicted model, not a curated record. The coding region runs from base 622 to 3258 and encodes 878 amino acids. The transcript has 21 exons.
GCCGCUGUGGUAAGUUUAGUUUAAGUUUGCCUGGCGCCGAGCUCUGCGUGUUUUUGAGAGCUUUACCACCCGACUUCGGUUUAUCACGGGCAACUUUUAGUAACGCUGUACAUUGCGGCAUCUAUGAUAAUACCAUCAGUAAUGUUACACGCUGAGCGAGUAACGUACGAUGCUUGAGGGUUUUGUAAUGUUAUACACAAGAUGUUAGUGUUGCGUAGUGAGCUGGUGGAGUUGAGAACGCGGGACCGACACCGGGCCGCCGGUGGCAGUAGAUACGUGUUCCCCGCGGUGACAGGUGGCCCGCCGCCCUCACGCAAGUAACUCGCGUUCGCGAAACCUUCCCUUUUGUUUAUAACACUUGUUGUGCUCCCGGUUCGAUGACAACCAGCGGGAGAGUUUCCUAAAGUUAAAUUUGAAAUUGAAAUGUGAACUUUCAGUGUCGUGAAGUGUUUGGGGAAAACUAAACGGCGCGAUUAGUCAUGUUAACAAGUACGAUUAAAGUGAGAUUAUUAACAUAACUUUGAAGAUUUUCAUUGACAUAGUUCCAGCAUGGACUUUGCUGGUGUAAUCGAGUCGAGUUCUCAACACAUUUAGUCACCGGCGCCAGGCGCUCGCAGCACGAUGAUGGACUGCCUGUGCCCCGCGCCGCGCACGCUGGCCUGCCGCGUCGUGCUGCUGGAUGAGCGAGAACUGCUACACGAAAUACAGGAUAACAGUACGGGGCAAGCACUCUUGGACGUGGUUUUACGGCAUCUAGACCUGCUGGAAACAGCCUACUUUGGGCUGCGAUACGUUGACCAGGACAAUCAAACUCACUGGUUGGACGCCGGAAAGCGCCUGCGUCGGCAGCUGCGUGGGUCCGACCCGCACACCUUCUACUUCGGAGUCAAGUUCUACGCCGCUGACCCUUGCAAACUACUGGAGGAAAUCACGAGGUACCAGUUGUUCCUGCAAGUGAAGCAAGACGUGCUCCGCGGCCGGCUGCCCGUCAACUUCGACCUCGCGGCCGAGCUGGCAGCCUUCGUGCUACAAUCGGAGCUUGGUGACUACGAUCCUCGUCGGCACGUGUCGGGCUACGUGUCGGAGUUUCGGUUCCUGGCGCACCAAACCCCUGAGCUGGAGGCUCGCGCUGCCGACAUCCACCGUACGCUCACCGGCAUUUCACCGGCGCAAGCUGAACUGAGUUACCUGGAUAAAGUGAAAUGGCUCGACAUGUAUGGCGUCGAUUUGCACCCCGUUCUGGGUGAGGACAGCGUAGAAUAUUUCCUCGGGCUAGCGCCCAGCGGGCUGCUACUGCUGAAAGGAAAACACACCGUCGCUAACUAUUACUGGCCGCGCGUCUCCAAGUUGUAUUACAAGGGGCGCUACUUCAUGCUUCGCGUAGCGGACAAAAAUAAUGAGACGUCGACAUACGGCUUCGAGUCUCCAACGCGGUCGGCCUGCCGGCACCUGUGGCGAUGCUGCUCCGACCACCACGCGUUCUUCCGCCUCCAGCAGACUUCGCCAGCCUCCGCCGACAUUUUUGCGUUAGGAACUCGGCUGAGGAACAGCGGGAGAGGAGCCCGUCCGAGGCCGCCGCCGGCCUUCACGCGCACGCCAUCGCGGCGCAUCGCGCGGCCUCCACACGCCUCGAUGCACGACGUGCACAAACUAGAAGAUUUGAGAAUAAAAGACUGUCCCCCGGAAAUUAAACAACCUACCUCAAUACACCGACCGAUUUCCAUGAGCGUCGAAGGGACAUUGGAGCCGGCGCCAGCACCAGGCUCGCCUCGGUCGACGCGCUCCGCCCCGGCACGGCGGGGGCUGUACUCGACGUCGCCCAGCGCCACGCGGCCGCCACCAGCGCCCCGGCACCGCUCCGCAUCCGUCGACUCGCAGAGCUCCAAUGACUCGCGAUCCAACCGCAGGCAUAAGCACCGAUCUCGAAGACAGCAGUCGGACGCUGAAAGUGAGAUGUCGCGUGGUUCAGGACGCUCGGGGCGGCGGCACCGGCGGCACCGCUCGCGCCACAAGCACGAGUCCGGCUCCGAACACGACUCGCAACCCGAUACCAAAGAAUACGAGCUGGUGGAAUCUGAGUCCCAGUGGAAGGAGGUGCUGAGACAGACGACCGCCGGCAGCGGCGUUCAAGUUGCUAGCGUCCGUCGUUCACAAAUGGAACCAGAAACAGGAACGCACCGAUCGUCUCACAAACACAGAAGACACAGGAAACAUCGGUCUCGGUCUGGAUCUCCAAACGAUAAGAAAUGGCUGCCUAGCGAGCUGAAGCAACACUUAGAAUUUUCACUGGUCGAUACGGCGGGUAUGACGGAGGAACAACUCAAGGAGAUCCCCUACACCGUGGUACAGACUAGCCAUGCGCGGCAGACCAAACUAAAGACCUCCUCUCGGCAUAGACAGACGGAACACGGGUCAUUAGCGAGGCGAGAGAAGAGUUCCUUAACUCACAGCAAGAGCGCCCAUGACAACCAUAACCAAGGAUCGCUCCGAUCAAGCUCGAGCACCCUCAGCACGCACCGAACCGGCAUCGAGAAAUACGGAAGGCGUGUAUACCCGAGCUACGACGAGACCGUCGGCCGGAAUGGAGAUGAUUUCUUAACAAACAACGGAUAUAAAGGCAACGUGACGCCUGUUUCGAACAACAACAACCCUUACAGCCCAGUGACAAAUAGCAAUAGCAACAGCUCAAGCGGAGAAUUGAUAUCAGGGAGCGCGCGGGUCUCCCACGAACACACCGACUCGGGCCUGGGGGCCGAUCAGGAUUACGCCUAUUCUUCCGAAAGGUCGAGCGACAGCGCGAAGUGCGGCGCACCGGUGUCGGCGGCGCCAGUGAGUAGGCAGUGGCGCGUGGCGGACGGGCCGGGCGGCGCGGCGGUGGCGCGGCGGCCGCCGACGGCGCCGCGCGCGCGCAGCUCGGCGACGGGCUCGCAGCGCUCGCUGCUGUCCGUGGCUAGCGACAGCGCCACCUCGCGCCGCCCGCGCGAGCUCCUCCCUCGCUACUACCCCCAUCCUGCGGACACGGGCUUUUCUCUCUUCAGACAUGCUAGCAACAACAACAUAUUGGUCGGCGAGCCGGGCGGGUCGCUGGCGCGGCGGCACGUGCCGCGGCCGCAGCCGCGUGCGCCGCGCGACUCCCGCGAGGCGCGCGACCACAACGCCAACCUGGCGCGCACGCACGCGCGCAUCCACCGCCACGACAACACCCUCGACAUUAUCCUUAAGCCUCUCAUAGAAAGCACGCAGCUGCAGAGCAACUGAAUUCUUCGAGCGAGGCGGCGGGGGGCUCGGGCGCGGACGGGCCGCCGCCGGCCGGCGCCAAAACUUCGGCCACGGCUGAAAUGAGCACCGAGCUGUGAACCGGCUUCAAUUUAUACU